AUGGACGAAAUGAAUUCGUUUGUGCCUAUGACGCCUCCGAAUCAUUUUGUCAAAGAACUGCGGGUAGUGUUGGAUCAACAGAACAUACUUUCGGCCAAAACGAAACAAAAAGUGCUGAGGGACUUGGACCAACAUAUUUGUGAUGAUAAUGAGAAACGCAUAGCAAAGUUGAGGAUUCGAUCCAUUCAAGAGAUAUGUGUCUCAGAAACAAACUAUAUCCACCAGUUGGACAAGUUGAUAGCAUAUUUUAAACGCCCAAUGGAAGAACAGAAACUUGCCUCAAGUCAAGUCAUAGGUAAAUUGUUUGGCAAUGUUGAGACAAUACUGAACGUGAAUAAAGAACUAUUGGUUCAAUUACAUCCGGCAAAAGAAAAUAUUGGACAAGUUUUCUUGAACACUGCUCCAUUUCUUAAACUUUAUUCAGUUUACGCAUUCAAUUACAAGAAUGUAUUGGAAACACUUCAAGACUUACCAAAAUCUCAUCCAAAACUCUAUCGCUUUGUAUGUACACAAGAAUCAAGGCCAGAUGUAUCUGCUAAGUUGAAUUCACUCUUGAUAACUCCCAUUCAAAGAAUACCUCGUUAUCUUAUGCUUUUACGCGAACUUCAGAACUAUACGCCUACUGAACAUGAAGGUUAUAAUGAUAUUAAAGCUGCUGUAGAACAAAUAAGUAAAGUCGCAGACCAUAUCAACAACUUAGUUCAAGAACAAGAAAACAUGUCCAGAUUAGUGAGCAUCCAACGUAGUCUUUCUGGUUGUGGCAAAGUGAACAUUGUACUACCAGGACGUAAAUUAAUUAAAGAAGGGCCUCUUAUGAAAGUGUCACCCGAGGGUAGCACAUCUAUUCCCCGUUACUUGAUAUUGCUUAGUGACAUGAUACUAUAUUGUAAAGAGUGGGUGGAUCCAGAAAAGUUGGUUUGUCUCAGAGUAUUGCCACUCAAUAAGUGUGAAGCCAAAUCUGUCAUGUACAAAAGAGGACUGUUUUCAAUAAACUGUCAGUCUGUGGAAUUUGUAUUUUACACAAUGGACGCACCUCAUGCCACAUGUUCUUGGGUAGAAAUGUUGCAGCAAUCUAUUGACAAAUGCAAAGCCAACUCUUUGAUGCCAGUAAAGAGAUGUGGUCCUUUGAAAUUGGUCAAAAGAAAAAAGGAGAACAACACAAAUAAAACUGAUGAGAAUUGUUAUUCAAGUCCGACUAAAAAAAUGAAAUCGGAUUCAACAAUUGUUAGGUCAAAUCAAAAUAUGUCAUAUAUGGCUUCAGCAAGAAAUCUCGUAUUCAGUUUUGGAUCAACAUUAAAAAAAUUAGUGGGAAGAAAUUCGGUAUAG
Macrosiphum euphorbiae (potato aphid) is the source of this 1326-nucleotide messenger RNA. The record is from the annotation of a GenBank genome assembly. NCBI's taxonomy places the organism in Eukaryota, Metazoa, Arthropoda, Insecta, Hemiptera, Aphididae.